UUUAUAUAUCUCACAUCUCGAAGGUGCCCGCACAUGUUUAAUGAAAAUGUCUGGAAUAGAAUCUAUUUUUCAAAGCAUAGCAAAUGCCAAUCCAAAAAGUCGAAAUAUUUACCUGGAUGCGAUAAACAAAAAUCACACAAUAUCCGAUGAUAAAAAUGUGGCGACUCAAACAAUCACAUCGAUGCUUUCAAAAAGCACGAGCCGUGCGAUUGGGUUACGGUUCCUCAUCGCUUACCUAGAUCAGGACAUGUGUUCCACAGGCGUUUUGGAGAAAAAGGCACAUAUAUGGCUGGCUAGCAUAAUGAAGUCAUGUAAUGCAAUGGAGAUCCGUUCAUAUGGUCAUCUUAUCUAUGAGGCUCUAGCGUUGCUCAUCAAGCGAAUUCAAUCCACCUUUGAUGUUGCUAAAACAUUUGCAUCCACUUACCUUUUUAAGUUUUUUGAGAGUCUAAGUCUUCAGGAAAUACGCGAUAACAUACCCAGCACAAUUAGUUCUUUGAACGCUUUAGAACAAUGCCUACGUUACUAUCCCGGACCCAGUAAGUCUGGGAGAGCUAUGGUCCACAAAUUUCUAGCUUCACUGGUGGAUAGUAGCGAUGUCGAUGUAAUACAUGGAACUGGGCAAUGUUGGCUAAUGCUGCAGCAGGUGCGCGGUGGAGCUCCUAACGAUGGCGAAAACAAGGAUAAGGGACAAUGGCGGGAUUUUCAAUUGGGAAUAUUGGGCAAUCUUCAUGAUUUGCUAAAUGUAACGAUCAGUUCCCAAGACGAAAUUUUUGAAAGGCCUGCUAUAAGUACUAAGCUGGACUACUUCGAACUUGUCCUGGAAGGAGACCCCAUCGAACGAAGUGCUCGGGUCUGUCGACGUUUUUGCAAUCUGGUUGACUAUCUUAAAAUUGCCCUAAGUGAACCUUUUCCCGUCAAGAAAUGUAUUUAUCCAAAGAGAAUACUUAAUCUAAUCCAACGUGGUCUUGGUUUAAAAUUGACAAGUUACAGAAACAAUUCAAACAUUGACAACUUGUGCUUUGGCAGUCUUCUACCGGAAUUACAUUUCAAGCUUCUUGAAUUGUUAGAAGUUCUAAUUACCAUCUGUAACACUCACCUUAGGAUGCAUUUUCGUUUGAUUUUAAGUAUUCUAUUAGACUCUCUAAAGAAUACUAAGCCAGCAACAAGCAAAGAACCACAAGAGAAUUUUGUAAACCUACGUUCUUCAGUGUACAAAGUAAUAACGCUUUGGUGUUCUGUGUUAAAUGAUGGAAGCCGUUGCGAAAUCAUCUCAGACUAUUUAAUAAAAGAAAUAUUGGAUGAUGUCCGGCCAGUCGUAACCAAUAAAUCAUCAGAGUUGCAGCGACCAAAUAACUUACCACGACGUAAAAAAGAUGUCCAACUUUUAAAUAAUGAAGUUACUGGAAUAGUUAAAACUUCUUCGCUUUGCCAAGAGGCUUUCCGUUGUCUGCAAAAUUUAUUGCAUUCUUCGGGACAUUUAAUUAAACACACAAUUAUAAAGGAUGUCUACAACACCUUAUUAAUUAUUUGUAUUCAAAUGCAACAAAAUUUGCAUUCAAAAUCGGAACAACCUCACGAUUGGAAAUAUCGUGCAGAAAUAUAUAAGACGCUCACAAUAAUUGUACAAUCGAGGAAUUUCCGUUGUCCUCCGCCCACAGAGAUAAUUUUAUAUCUGUUAGAUGAAACUCGUUCGCGGGACAGUUCAUCUGAAGUGCGUUUGUGGUGCCAAAAUCUAAUUGACACUAUUGAAAAUAUGCUUCAUCCGCAAAAAGAAAGUGUAUUCUUUAAAAGAGAUCUAAGAAGUUCAACUUCUACGAGUGAAGAAGAAACCGUUUUGCUCAAUGACAAUAACAUUUCUGCAAUUGAAGAUGAGUCUGGAAACAAUGAAAUGCUUACCAGCGAACUUGACACGGAUAUUGAAGCACAACCAAAGGAUACCAGUUUAAUGGAGGUGGGCAUGCCAAAUGAUACAGAAACUGUAGAAGACGUUGAUAUACCCGCACCACCCGCUAAUAUUAUGGCUUCCAAAGUUAUAGAAAAUAUAGAUAUAUCGCCACCUCCAUCUGACGUCGUGCCACCCAAUAGUAGUAGUCAUCUUCCCGUCGUCGAGGAGAAAGCGCCAGUUAAAAUUCACAAAGUAAAUGACUUAAAAGAAAGCAAUGUGUCUGGACCCAAAGUUGUAUCAGAAAUUAAGAACUUAAGUCCUGAUGAUAGUAGCAAGCCAGAAGAAAAUUACGACAUUGAUGACAGUUUUGUAGAAGAAUUAAAUGCAGCGUUUGUUAAUGAAUUCUGGUAAUGUUGUAUUAAAACUGCAGGCUGACAAACACCAAUAAAGCAAGUAAUUUUGGUUUUCAUUAA
Molecule: messenger RNA, 2358 nt
Organism: Drosophila willistoni
Lineage: Eukaryota; Metazoa; Arthropoda; Insecta; Diptera; Drosophilidae
Product: proline-, glutamic acid- and leucine-rich protein 1
Exons: 8
Coding region: 41-2296 (751 amino acids)
Biological process (GO): rRNA processing
Cellular component (GO): nucleus
Source: RefSeq, a predicted model, not a curated record